Saccostrea cuccullata (small rock oyster) is the source of this 1083-nucleotide messenger RNA. RefSeq lists its product as uncharacterized. The transcript is spliced from 4 exons. Gene Ontology annotation, molecular function: RNA polymerase II cis-regulatory region sequence-specific DNA binding; protein dimerization activity; DNA-binding transcription factor activity, RNA polymerase II-specific. Lineage: Eukaryota; Metazoa; Mollusca; Bivalvia; Ostreida; Ostreidae. Gene Ontology annotation, cellular component: nucleus. The record is from RefSeq and is a predicted model, not a curated record. Gene Ontology annotation, biological process: regulation of transcription by RNA polymerase II; regulation of neurogenesis; anterior/posterior pattern specification. Bases 3 to 929 code for a protein of 308 amino acids.
GAAUGGAGGUUCAAAGGUCCAAGAAAUCAGCUGGUGGGAAAUUAAUGAAGCAUUUUACAGCGAAUGUUGGCGCGAUUCCAAUCAUUGGGAACAAGGCCAGCAAGCCAAUCACGGAGAAGAGAAGAAGAGACAGGAUCAACAAAUGUCUCGUGCAACUGAAGAAUAUCGUAAUGAGGGCAAAGGGCAAAGAUGAAAAACGUUUUGCAAAAAUGGAGAAAGCAGACAUACUGGAAAUGACGAUUGGCCACUUGGUUGAAAUGCAUCAGCAAAAUAUCGGAAAACGCUUUGUGGAUCAUUGGGGUAUUGCCACGCCACAGCCUAAAAUUCCAAUGGAUCCGUUCAUAGGAAUGAGAAACAACGUAAGAGGGUACACAAAUCAGGGUUUUCAUCCAAGUGAGCAAUUCUACACCCCUGCUUAUAAAUGUGGAUACAGUGGCGAUAAAGAAAUCAUGGACGUCAAUUUUGAAACUGAUGACGUAAUGGAAUCAAGCAGCGUUAUGUGCGGGUCUGCAUCCCGUGUUUUCGUCUUUGUAGAAAAUAAAGCUACAACACGCACGCAAUUCAAAGAAGAUCAAGAAAAUUUGUCAAAGGAAUGGAACCGUUUUCCCCACAUUCACGACCCUCUUUUGACCUCUACCCCAGUGGACGUUAGUGCUAUUAAACCAAUCAGGACCUCAACCCCUCUCGACCUCCCGUCUCAGAAGAAAACAUUCUUUUCUCCAGAUGAGUUGCUCUUGUCAGGAAGGUACGACAUUGAUCUAAACACUUCCCCGGAUCUACGUGUCCGUCUGUUUACCAGUAAUGAGGAAUCAUCUGACGGAAGUUUAGGAAGAAAAUCUGUCUGUGAGUCUACCAGUGCAGAAUUGUCCUCAGAGUCCUCCUCAAGUGGCGGAUCUAACAAGGAGAACAGUCUCUGGAGGCCAUGGUGAUAUGCAGGCGUUGAACACUAUUAACUAAUUUGUAAAAAUACAGAAUGUAUAUAAUUGUAGAUAAUAAUUUAUUUCUUCUGUACAUGUCCUGUUGAUAUCACUAAUUUAUUACGAAUAAAUGUAGAUCUGCUCAAGCAAUUCAAUGUUUAUUGAA